This is a messenger RNA of Tympanuchus pallidicinctus (lesser prairie-chicken), 734 nucleotides long. RefSeq names its product feather keratin Cos1-1/Cos1-3/Cos2-1-like. The transcript has a single exon. Gene Ontology annotation, cellular component: intermediate filament. The record is from RefSeq and is a predicted model, not a curated record. Gene Ontology annotation, molecular function: structural constituent of cytoskeleton. NCBI's taxonomy places the organism in Eukaryota, Metazoa, Chordata, Aves, Galliformes, Phasianidae. Bases 175 to 480 code for a protein of 101 amino acids.
UUUGCAGAGCCAUGGCACAAUGAAGGGAUGUGACCUGCUGUCCCAAGCCACCUUUUCCAUCCUUAGCAGUUUCCUUGGCUCCUUUGUGAGAGGCUGUCCAGGCUGCCCCUCACAUAUUCUCAUUUCCUUCUACAUUCUAUCCCUCUCUCCCAGGUGCACCUCCAGUCCCAAGUCAUGUCCUGCUACACCCAGUGUGUGCCAUGCCGGCCCUGCGGCCCGACCCCUCUGGCCAGCAGCUGCAAUGAGCCCUGUGUCAGGCAGUGCCAGAACUCCACCAUCGUCAUCCAGCCCUCUCCCGUGGUGGUGACCCUGCCCGGACCCAUCCUCAGCUCCUUCCCGCAGAACACCGUUGUGGGCUCCUCCACCUCCGCUGCUGUUGGCCGCAUCCUCAGCUCUGAGGGCGUGCCCAUCACCUCGGGGGGCUUUGACUUGUCCGGCUUGGGCAGCCGCUCCUGUGGCAGAAGGUGCCCGCCCUGCUGAAGCCACUGGUCCUGGAGAAAUCCGUCUAUAAGCCAUGGACACGGUGCUGGAUCAAGAAGGAAUCUUCAAGCCCCUGCAUUCAGAAUCCCUGACCAUUCUCAGCUACUCUAGGAAGUACUGGCAGGAAGAGGCAUGCCUGGCCUUCCAGUAAAGCUGGCUGAUGUCUGAUCCUCUGCUUCCAUUCCUCUCCCCACCUACCUACAUCUUUCUCCCUUUUUUCUUUCUCUCUCUCUCUCUACUUUUUUUUUUUUCUU